AUGCUCUUCGCCACCAUGCUCUCCGCUGUCACUCUGCCUGUCCUCGCAGCCGCCUCACCCAUUGAACUGGACCGCCGCGCCGGAGGCCCCGCCAUCGUCCCUCUGGCCUCAAACUGCACACUCAUGAACCCUCUCCCACACGCCUCUCAACACCCUGGCAACGCCAGCAUCUCCGGCUACCAACCCUCUGCCCUCUUCUCCUCAUCUCAAAUCUACUCCUGGUACAUCCCCCAGCCCGACUUCAUCUCCCAGGAAGCCCGCUGGUCAAACUGCAUCCAGCAGUGCAACGGUCUCAGUGGCUGUGUAUCUGCCUUUAUGGCUUACAAUGCGCCUCUGCCCAAGGGAUGGCUGGGUCUGCCUGGCGGAGAGCUGGAGGUUGGCUGCUUCAUGUUCAACAAGACUCUGACACCGCUUGAUUUCGUUGCCGCUGAGAAGGGCAACUACGUCAAUGCUACUGCUGGAAACAUUUAUUGUCCCAAGGGUGCUUCUGCCACGGCAAAUGCGUCGAGUGCAAAGACCACUGCGACCAAGAAGAAGCCUGUCAAGGUUGUUGCUUAA
Molecule: messenger RNA, 558 nt
Organism: Aureobasidium namibiae CBS 147.97
Lineage: Eukaryota; Fungi; Ascomycota; Dothideomycetes; Dothideales; Saccotheciaceae
Exons: 1
Coding region: 1-558 (185 amino acids)
Source: RefSeq, a predicted model, not a curated record